Anarrhichthys ocellatus (wolf-eel) is the source of this 1704-nucleotide messenger RNA. It is a transcript of the gene epsti1, whose product is annotated as epithelial stromal interaction 1. The transcript is spliced from 10 exons. Lineage: Eukaryota; Metazoa; Chordata; Actinopteri; Perciformes; Anarhichadidae. The record is from RefSeq and is a predicted model, not a curated record. Bases 24 to 1106 code for a protein of 360 amino acids.
GAACAGCACAUCAACAGGACUACAUGCCUGUCAGUCACACAGUAUCUCUCACUGGAGGCAUAAUGGAUCCUAAUGAUCACAACCAAAGAGACACAAGAUACCAGCCGAACCCUGUCAACUCUAAAGACGGCACAUCAGGAACAUCUGGAGCUGAGCAGACACCUGAGAACACAAACAGAGAUGCACCUGACAGCGGGAACCCACAGGCGACCGGCAGACAGCCGCAAUACUCAGGCGGAUACACCAUGAUCCCACCAAAUGAAUCUCGGCGAAACGAGCUCCUAAGAAUCGCUCAGAAAGAAGAGGAGGAUCGUCAGAGAUGGAAGGAGGCAAACAGAGUCCCCUCUGUGCACAUGACUCCAGCGAAACUGGGUGGUAGUGCAACUUUGUCUGGAGCCAGGGAGAAGCAGCAUACAGACUCUCGUUGCUCCAAACUGCAGAAAAGGCUAAAAAAGGAAGACUUGGACAAGAAGAAGAGACAAGAGGAGGACGAGGAGAACCAGAAGAAGAAAGAUAUACAGAGGGAGAAGGCUGAUCGCCUGGAGGAGAGAAAGCGACAGGAGGAGCAGAGGAGGAGGGAGCAGCUCAGCCAGGAUCAUGCCAGGAAGACUGAGAGUUUUCUGCAGAGGUUUGAGAGGACAGCCCCGGGUCCGCUGGCAUCCAGCAGUGCCGCACACACGUCAUCCAGGAGUGGGGCCGUGGAGAGUAAACAGAGAGAGGACUUGACAGGUGUGAGAGACGUACAGCAGGAACACACGAGGGUGAACCAAGCCUUUCUGGACAAUCUCGAGGGUCGACGCGGGGGGAGUGAGAAGGACACAAAAGAAGAAGGCGUUUGGGAGUGUCCCUUUUUGGCCCCCGAGGAUUUUAGACACCGGCCGGACAACCCCCGUGGACACCAACUCCCCCCCUCUCAGCCGAUCCCAGACCCAGAUCAGUGCUUUGCCGACUGGACAGUUGAAGCUGAUCCUGACUAUGAUUGGGCCUUGGUGAAACUGAAGAAGAGCUUUCCAGACUGCAGCAGAGUCUUCCUCGAGGACAUCCUGGAGCAGUGCAACAGCGACUACGAGCAGGCCUACACACUACUCGACUGCACGAUGAAUUAAGUGGUAUGCAUGUUUAAUGGGAGGACUGUCUCUCCUUUAAUAUUGAGUUUGACACUUUAGGAGUUGGGCCAAAUAAAAAUGCAUAACCAGCGUUCACGAUGAUAAAGAAACGAUAGACUUGAGGUACCUACCUUGGUGGUGGAUGCAAAUGCUGACGGCACUACACAGCUGCAUUAAUUAUAUACCUAUGUGCUUAUUUGAAUCUGUUUUUGAUAAUGCCAUUGUAAUUGAGUGUUUGCUGUCUUGUAUCUGUCUGCAUGCACUCGUGAGUCAUGUCGGGUGUUCGCCCUGACGUCGAGUUGAAUUGAUAUUCGUUUUCACCAGUUUAGCUGAAGGUCGUCAGCAUGACUCACGAUCUUCAGAUCAUAUUUGGGGCUCUUAAUUAAAUCAGUGUGCGGAGAUGGAAGAAAAGCUCUACCCACAUACAUGAUGCUUUUUGUUUGUCUUAUAAUCAAAGUCACAUGGGGUGUAUCUAUUGCAGGAUUCUUCAGGGCAACAAAAGAUUUUAAAUCCAAAUGGGAUUUUCUUUAGAAAGGCUUCAGUGCAAAGGCACAAUAGCUUUAGAGGACUUCAAUAAAACGGCUUCUUGUGAACUCUC